This is a messenger RNA of Branchiostoma floridae (Florida lancelet), 3428 nucleotides long. RefSeq lists its product as uncharacterized. Lineage: Eukaryota; Metazoa; Chordata; Leptocardii; Amphioxiformes; Branchiostomatidae. The transcript has 15 exons. The record is from RefSeq and is a predicted model, not a curated record. The coding region runs from base 102 to 2621 and encodes 839 amino acids.
CUUCCAAAGACGGGACAAGUUCAAGAAGCCUGAAAAAUCGAAGCUCCCCUUGAGGUCCCAGCUUGGCGUUGACCUAACAGGAAAACUAGAAGCUGACGAAGAUGAAGCUGUGUCCGUCUCUUCUGGUGGCUCUGCUUCUACUCGUCGUUGGAGGAAGUUCAAAGUCGGCUGCUGCCCCCGACAAGCGGGAUUUGUCAACCAACUUUCUGAUAGAACGCCUGGAAGAGUUCCUGCGGGAGGAGGCUGCCGACAAUGGAGACAAUGCCGCCGCGUCUGUGGAAGAGGAUGAUCCGUCGGCUAGAUCAGGAGAUCUCGAAGGCAGCGACGAGACUUUCUUCGAGACACGGGGGGGCGGUUCGUCAGCAUGUGUGGCACCGCUGGACCUGUUCUUGCUCCUGGACGGAUCUGGCAGCGUAGGAACUGCAAACUUUGACAAGGUGAAACAGUUUGCUGCCGAUGUGGUCAACAGCUUUGACGUCAGCCCGACUGCCACCAGGGUUGGUGUGGCACAGUACUCUGACAGGAACAGUUUGGUGUUUAACCUGGGAGACCAUGCAGACAAGCCGUCUACCGUGAGCGCCAUUGACGGCAUCUCGUACCAGAGAGGCAACACGAAGACCGGGGCUGCUCUGGAGUUCGUCCGCCAGAAUGCUGCAUGGAGGGGAGGUGCUGUCCCGAAAGUGAUGAUCGUGUUGACAGACGGGAAGUCUGGUGAUGCCGUGGCGGCGCCAUCUCAGAGCCUGGCCGCGGACGGAGUGGCAGUCUAUGCCAUCGGGGUGGGAAACUUUGAUCAUGCGGAACUCCUACAGAUUGCCAACAGCGACCAAGACAAGGUUAUUGAGUUGACCGACUUCAAUGCCCUGGCCACGAAGAUUGACGACAUUGCUAACGCUGUCUGCUCAUCUGUGUCAGACGGUUGCCCUAGUGGCUACAAAAGUCAUGGUGGGAUCUGCUACAAGGCAUUCAACACGGAAAAGACCUUCCUCCAGGCAUCCGAGGCUUGCUACGCGGAUGGCGGCACCCUUGCCAUGCCCCGGGAUGCCGCCACUAACGCCUUCAUCAAGUCCCUGAAGGACGAUGUCGACCCGUCCGGUUUCUUCUGGUUCGGUCUGGUGGAUCAGCACCAGGAGAAUGAGUGGGUUUGGAUAGACGGCCGGCCUCUCGGCAGCUUCAGCGAUUGGAAACCAGGAGAGCCGAACAAUGCAGGCGAUGAGGACUUUGCCGAGUACUUCCCUACUCAAUGGAACGACGUGGGCGGUAACGCAAAAAACAGAAAAUUCAUCUGCCAAGUAAUUCCAAUAGAUUGCCCAGAAGGCUACGUGUACCAUCCACCUAGUCGCAUGUGCUACAAAGCCUUCGAUGUUAAGAAAAACAACGAAGGAGCGAUCGAAGCCUGCUCUGCCGACGGAGGUUCCCUUGCCAUGCCCGGUGAUGCCACCACAAACGUGUUCCUCAUCUACCUGAAGAAUGCUGUCGACAACAAAGCCUUGUUCCGCUUCGGACUGACAGACGAGCACGAGGAAGGAGGGUGGAUGAGGGCCGACGGCAUCGCCCUGGGGAACUUCCAGCCGUGGGGUCCAGGAGAACCGAAUAACCGAAGAAACGAAGACUGCGCCGAGUACUUCCCUGGGAGCCAUCCUAAGAACAAAAGAAACAUGUGGAACGAUGGGCCAUGUGCCAAUCAAAAUCGGAAGUUUAUCUGCCAAGUCGUCCCGAAAGACUGUCCCAAAGGCUAUAAGCAGAGCGGUGCAAGCUGCUACAAGGCCUUCGACACGAAGAAGAAUCACGACGAAGCUGCGAAGAUUUGUAGGGCUGAAGGAGGGUCUCUGGCCAUGCCGCGAGAUCAGGCUACCAACGACUUCUUGGUCAACCUGAAGAACGAGGUGGACGGCACUUCGUGGUUCUGGCUGGGAGCGGAUGACAAGAACGACGAGGGUACGUGGCAGUACGCGGACGGCGAGCCCUUCGGGAGCUACAGGAACUGGUUCCCGGGUGAACCGAACCAGGCCGGCGGGAACGAGGACUGUCUGAUGAUGUUCGAGAGCCCCAGGAACAUGUGGAAUGAUCAAGGCUGCGCAACAGAACAGAAGUUCAUCUGCCAAAUCCAAAUGCCAAUUGUAGAUUCCUGUGGAGGCAACGUUCCUGGAGAGGUUGGAGUCAUUGUCUCACCUGGAUAUCCUGUGACAUACACCGAUCAUCAGAAGUGCAGCUGGAACAUCAUGGCUCGACCAGGGAAGGUCAUAACUGUGAUCUUCGACGACUUCGGCCUGGAGAGUACCUUCGACACUGUGACUGUUGAAGACGCCUGCAGCGGCAAAGAGCUUGGAAAGUUCUCCGGGUCUACUCUUCCUGCAGCUGUCCACAGCACCGACAAACAGAUCAGGGUCAUCUUCACUACCGACAAUUCUGUCACUGAGCGUGGUUUCAAGCUCCGAUACUUCGCCAGUGACCCCUCCGGUAAACGCGAGAUUGCGGAGCCCAUGCCUGCCCAGCUGCCUGAUGAGGCCCUACAGGAGCGUGACCAGGAGGAACCCGCCGACAACACCAACGAGGGGAUGCUGCUGGAGACCCUGAAGAUACUGGAGGAAGACCUGCGGAAUGCUGGCAACGAGCUGGAGUAAAACCAUGAAGAGUGACAGCAAGUGAUGACAAAUGAAUCACCAAAGGCAAGACCAAUCAUCAGAGUACAGAGACAUGAUAACUGCUUAGCAGGAUGCAUCAGUAGGGCAAAGGAUUAGCGUAAGAAAUGAUAAAGAAUAGUAACCAUGGAAAUCAAGUGUUCAUCUCGCCUUUUCUUCCUAUCAUAGCUGAAAACAUCAGUUUAAAAAUACAAAUAACGAUCACCUUUUUCUUGUUAAAAGCAGUACAAUUUCUUUUUACUUUUGACUGUUUCCGGGUGAUUGUGCAAUGAAACUAGUUUUUGUAGGACUGUAUGACGUUUAGUUCUAAUUUGACUUCUCUCAGUACGUCAAUUAUCUAUAUUAUACAGCGCGAAAAACGCAUUCUUCGACUUUAUAGCAACAGUUAAAAAACUUUGCCAAAUAAUACCUAUUGCAUGUAUUAACUGGACCAUUUGAUCAUCUGUUACAAGAAAUGUUUAACCCAGCAAAUCCUGGACGUAUGUGGAGAUAGGAGAGGUCCUACAUGUAAUUCUAAAACCAACAUCAGUAUUGCUUCCUUGAAAAUAUCAACAUUGGUAAACUGAGACUGUUAGCAACUUUCUUUUCUAGAGUGUGUCUACUGUCAAACGUAAAUUUCAGCUUAGAAGUUUUAAUGACUGUAUACGUAAUGCUUUCAAACAGGUCUUCACUCACAAACAAUUAACACCAUUUGAAUUCAAAUUUUGGAGUUAUAUGGAACUAGAUGUUUAAAGGAAUGGAAAUUAUUGUCACAUAUCCAAGAUUGCUAUUAAAGCUUGUAGAAAAGGA